UGUUUUUUGAAUCCUGUGACAUUUGACUCGAUUGUUUCCAAGCUGCAAGCGUUUGACAGCAAAUGCCACAGAGAGAGAGACAACUGGCCGCAGCACGCUUGCCUUAAGUCAUUUGUUUUCUCCAUCCAAGUAGAAGAUGCUGUCCUACAUCAUUGGGGUUAUUCGCAGCGGCUUUGAUGGCCUGGUCAACCUGCUCUUCAGGCUUCUGUUCCGUCGGAGGAGGCCCGCCAUUACCCUGGAGGACCCCAGCGUUAAGUAUGCGCUGCGGCUUAUUGAUAAGCAGAUCGUGAGUCACGACACACGGAAGUUCCGUUUCGCUCUGCCGUCCGGCGAACACAUCCUGGGUCUCCCUGUGGGACAGCACAUCUAUUUGUCGGCCAAAAUCGACGGCAAGCUGGUGGUUCGCCCGUACACGCCCACGUCCAGCGAUGACGACAAAGGUUACGUGGACCUGGUCAUCAAGGUUUACUUCAAAAACGUUCAUCCCAAAUUCCCAGAAGGUGGCAAGAUGAGUCAGUACCUGGAGAGUCUGCGCAUCGACGACACCAUCGACUUCAGAGGACCCAGCGGGCUUCUCGUCUACAAGGGCAAAGGUGUUUUUGCCAUUCAGGAUGACAAAAAGGCUCCCGCCGUGACCAAGACAGCCAAACAUGUGGGCAUGAUUGCGGGCGGGACGGGAAUCACGCCCAUGCUGCAGCUCAUCACGGCCAUCAUGAAGGACCCGCAGGACCGGACGGUGUGCCACCUGCUCUUCGCCAAUCAGACGGAGAAGGAUAUCCUGCUGAGGCCCGAGUUGGAGGAGGUUCAAGUCAACAACCCCGAGCGCUUCAAGCUGUGGUUCACCGUGGACAGAGCGCCAGCCAACUGGGAGUUCAGCGAGGGCUUCAUCAGCGAGGCCAUGAUGCGGGACCACCUUCCCCCGCCCUCGGCAGACACCCUGGUGCUAAUGUGCGGCCCGCCGCCCAUGAUCCAGUUUGCCUGCAACCCCAAUUUGGACAAGGUGGGCCAUGCCGCUGAGCACAGGUUCACCUUCUAGACGCUCAGGUGUGACCCGGCCAUCUUGUCCGUGCUACAUGUUGUUGUAUUUAUAUCACGUCACGCAGCUUGAGCGCUCACCCCAAUAAUGGUGCCUUAGGUAUUUUUGGUAUUAUGCAGACUGAUGAUGUGUGAUGCUGCUUGUCAUGUCAUCUUCCACUUUUCUGCCACUUGGAGGUUCUCUUCAUAAUCAAUACUUCAACCAACGUGUUGAUUGAUCAGGCACUUUAACGGAGGCCCCGAAAAGAUAAGACAUGAUGACAAGUUUUGUCCAUUUGUUUAUUGCAAAAAAAAAAAGUGGAAAUGUAUGCAGAUCAUGUUUGAUAAAAAAAACGUCUUGUCACAGAAGAA
Syngnathus typhle (broad-nosed pipefish) is the source of this 1386-nucleotide messenger RNA. Its product is annotated as NADH-cytochrome b5 reductase 3. Gene Ontology annotation, molecular function: oxidoreductase activity; FAD binding. The record is from RefSeq and is a predicted model, not a curated record. The coding region runs from base 137 to 1036 and encodes 299 amino acids. The transcript has 9 exons. NCBI's taxonomy places the organism in Eukaryota, Metazoa, Chordata, Actinopteri, Syngnathiformes, Syngnathidae. Gene Ontology annotation, cellular component: mitochondrion.